Messenger RNA from Schistocerca nitens (vagrant locust), 3993 nucleotides. Its product is annotated as serine-rich adhesin for platelets-like. Lineage: Eukaryota; Metazoa; Arthropoda; Insecta; Orthoptera; Acrididae. The coding region runs from base 139 to 2736 and encodes 865 amino acids. The record is from RefSeq and is a predicted model, not a curated record. The transcript is spliced from 2 exons.
GUUGUGGCUCGCACAUCGUGCUGUUAACAGCGAGCAACUCACGGCUGCAAGCAGGGGAAACGCGAACCUCCAGCUUGCACGUGCAGCCUAUCUGCCGGCCGGGCUGCGCGCUGUGCCAAGGACGCCCGCAGUGUCGAGAUGAAACAAGAAGAAGAAUCUGGUAACUCCAAAGGAGGAGAGGAUGGAGUAACGUCUGGUACAGCACUAAACGAAAGUAUAAGUAAAAGCAGUGGAGACCCAAACGAUGCUCCGAAGGUUGUGUCCGGCUCUGCACACCCAAGUGGUGGAGAAGACCAUGCAGCAGAACCAACUGGAAUCGACAGUGCCACAGACAGUACCAGCCCUGAACGGAAUACAGCCGCAAAUACAUCAGGGAGCAGUAUGGGAAGCGUGAGUACGAGCAGUCCUAGUUCUGAAAUGGAGAAGAGAAUUGGGCGGCCAGACUGCGAUAUGGAACGCAGCAGUAGCUCAUGUAAUGACUCUGUAUCGGAAGGUAACCAAAGAGACAGUAGCUCUUGUGAUGCCUCUGUAUCGGAAUGUAACCAAAGCCUCUCGUCCUGCUGCUCAGAAUGUAGCAUUCAUUCUGGAGUUAUUGACAAGUGCGGAAGACACCGUGAGAGCAGUGAUGUGGAUCAUUCCCAUCCUCCACCAGUAGCUGUUCCCACUUUGAAUGGACGUCAGGCAGAAGGUGCAGAUGAAUCAAUGUCGGAAUUUAAUCCAAGGGACAGCGUGUCAUCAACUUCACUAAGUAGCACACCCUCUGGAGUUAUUGACAGGAGUGGAAGAAAAUGCGAGAACAGUGACAUGGAUCACUCCCCACCAGAUCCUCCACCGGGAACUGUAUCCAGUUCGGUUGGACAUCAGGCAGAUGCAGUUGCUGUCGGAUCAGUCACCUGCCAGCCGAUGUCUGAUUCUCUCACUGAGCAAGAUACUGCCAUGUCCAAUGCAGGGUCCACAGGUACGUUCACGAGGAAAAUGACGCUCAGAUCAGGCAGGGUUACCCAAGUUGAGAGUGUUCCUCCGAAGAAACAUCGUGAUGUCAGCGACACGAGAAGACAUAAAUCUGUAGGAAGACCCCCGAAGAGGAGAUUUUCUGUGGAUGAUCAGAGCCAUUCUUCCUCGGAGGAGAAUCCUGAAAAGUUACUUCGCGUAGAGUCGUCCGAUACGAUGACGUGCUUACGCAAGACAGAAGGCAGUACUAGCUUUGAGAAUAACCAGUCCGGAGAUAUUACAAAUGUCUCAUCGGGCCUUCCUAGGGAAACAACUUCAAGCAUUGUUGCGGAGGAUUCAUCAUCAGAAAACGAGCGACUGCUUCUUGCAAACCCUGAUGAUGUCCCUGUUAGCGAAGUUUCGCGUACAACUGCAGAGGAGGAAGCUAUGGUGGGGAAUGAGAAAUCAGUGGAAGAAAAGCUCGAUACUGAUGAAUCAGAGUCACCACCCGAUAACGAACAAAAUCCUGUCGACAAAGAGGUGCUCGAUCAGGCGUCUACAAGUUCGGAAUCAUCAGCCUAUCAGUCAGCUAAGAAUCAUAUGGAAACGGAUCCAUUACCUCCUACACCUAUUGGAGGGGAGUCAGCUAAGAAUCAUAUGGAAACGGAUCCAUUACCUCCUACACCUAUUGGAGGGGAGUCAGCUAAGAAUCAUAUGGAAACGGAUCCAUUACCUCCUACAGCUAUUGGAGGGGACGAACACGUUCAUGCAUGUGCGAAGCCCACAGUUCCAGAGAUUCCAACAUCUCACGUACCAUGUGCUAGUGACUCUGUUGUAAGCAGAGAGAUCAUAAAAGAACUUCAGCCGAGUGGUGCAGAAAGUCGUGCGCCUCAAAGUUCAGCAUUGACUUUGGAGAAGAAUGAAUGUUCUGCCAAUAAUUCCAUUGAAACUACCACAGAUACGUUUGCGCAAGUUACUUGCGAUGCCAAUCAAGAACACGCCGAAGAGAAAGUUAAUAACGCCUCACAAGAGAAUUCUGCGGAAACUCCAGCUGGUGAAACCAGUUACGGGUCGAGGCGGGUUGCACUAGACCUUCAAAACAUUCCUCGCCUGAGAGCAGCGAGAGAUGUUGUUAUUCCAAGCUCAUUUUUCACAUCAGCAGGUAGACGUGACUCAGAAAAAAGUUUUGAGAGAAAUGUAAGAAUGGACGUAGAAAUAGACGUUAAUAAAGACCGUAUGCAAGCAGCACCCGAUAGUUCCACAGAAGGGGCAGUGGGAGGAAUUACUUCUGAAACAGCCACGAAGAUUCAUCAGCAGGUGUCUACCAAUAUUUCUUACUUGCCAGGUACAGACGUUACAAGAGAUGAACCUUUAAGUCGCCCAUCUCGCGAUCACAGUGGUCUGUUAGAGUGCACGAAGAAAAUUAUAAAUGAUAUACCACACGAUAGUAGGAACACAGCUUCUAACAUGAGAGGCAAUGAAGAUAACGCUGCAGGAAAGGUACCUCAAGAAGCAAGACAUCUCGACAGCUCUGAAGAGAGUAAUGCGUCAUCUGUUCUCUCACCUGAGGAGCAGUACGAGCAGGGGAAUCUCCAGAUAUACCGCUAUAUUACAACGAACGGCGGGUCUGAUGUAAGAUACUCGCCAUAUGUCACCCGGCGACGCCCUUUGAGGUCCGGGUACAGCGAUGGAGAUAAUUGCCGCCGAACCAGGAGGCAGCGUCCCGAAGCUCGGCAGGCAGAUAAUGGUAUCCGGACCACCAGAGACGCUUCGGCCUCAUUUGGUGAGGCAUGCAGCAUUUCCUAGUGAGUGGAAGAAGUCACUUGGGAAAGGAUGAAUCUGACAAGCCAGUGUGCUUCAGUGGCGCUUAUUCUGUAACUUCGUUUCAUGGUAGUGUUUUGUGAAAGAUUUAUUGCAUCAGCUGUACGUAUUACAGAAAAUAACAUUUUGUCGUGGGCGAAGGUGUUAACUUCGCAGUUUUACAUUAAUCUGAACAGUCACAGGAAAUAUUUUACGCCGAUAACCGAUGUCGGUUGCCAUUGUUCAUUACCAGAACGAUUAAAAGCAGCAUGAUAUGCGGUGCCAAAAAAUGUUUUUGGCAUGGCGUUAGUGACUAUCUGAUGCUGUUUUCAGUCGUUCUGAAGAUUGCCACUGUGACCAACACCUGUCAACGACAUAAAACAUUUUCUGCGAUCGCAUCAACAAAAUAUUAAGUUUAAAGAUUUUUGAAUGAGGCUACGUAUUCGGUUGAAACAUUUUGGUGGAAUUUUAACGUGUGAUUAUGCAGAAGAGAUUUUUUCCCCCCGUCUCUCUUGAUAUGAGAAGCUCACUCUUUGUAGAACGCUGAUUACAAAGCAGUGUGUCGUUUGCUACGCCAUUCAUCGAGAGGUAAAAAUCAGCCUUUUAAAGUCGUUGUAGUCAUACCUGGCCAAUUAAUUUUCAGUAUGUUUUAACAGACAAAAUUGACGAUAUUACUGGGCCUGAGACGUGUAACAGCGUUAAGAGUCAGACACGGGCCUACACAAAGUUUUAACCUUACAGGAAGUUUCAUCAGACACAGAAAUUACCAAUCUUUCAACUGUACUUUUAAUAUGACUUUGUAAAGCGGAUGGCAUCGGCGUAAGUGUAAUGAAAGCAUCAGCAAGUACGUAAUAUUUGGUUUCCCCUCUAAUGUUGCACAAAGGUUUGUUUUGUGUUUUCCAGUAUUAUGUUUUAAAACUUGCAUGUCUGUGUGGAGAUAGUAAUAUUGGUGUGUACUUCAUAAAACUGAGAUACUGAUUUGUGUAUUUUCGGUAUUAUUGUAUAAAUGGUUUUACUGAUGGGAUGAAAAAAGAACUUAAUCAUAUUGUCAUUUCGUAAAUAACGUAGGAAAGAAAGUGGACAUAUUCAUUGUGCCAGGAACUCAUUUGCUAACAUUCCAUAAACUCCAGUGCAUUUUAUGUUUGUGUUAAGAUUUUAUAAAUUUUUUGUUUUAAUAUGAAUAGUGUGUUUGCUCUUUAGUGCAAUGAAGAAGUGAAUUGUUGUGACUUAAUUUAAUGUUGUCUUUUGGUUUGAAGAUGUAGU